Messenger RNA from Pararge aegeria (speckled wood butterfly), 1757 nucleotides. Its product is annotated as cilia- and flagella-associated protein 100-like. The record is from RefSeq and is a predicted model, not a curated record. Lineage: Eukaryota; Metazoa; Arthropoda; Insecta; Lepidoptera; Nymphalidae. Bases 1 to 1725 code for a protein of 574 amino acids. The transcript has a single exon.
AUGUUGAAUAAUGAUAAUAAAUCCAUCAUCAUAAAUAUUAUAUCCAAAAGCAGGUCUUAUCCUGAUAAGUGGUUAAUACAAAAUAAGAAGAAUCACCGUGCAACAAGGAAUUGUAUUGACGAACUGAACAAGUAUAAUAUAUUACCAGAUGAGGUAACAUUACAAAUAAGUAAACUAAAGCAAUCUGAAAUUAUUUUACCUUUUAAACAUUAUUGUAAGCAACAAGACAGAGAUCGAUUCAAACGACGUUUAUCUAUCAGUAUUUAUGAUAAAUAUAAAAUUGUAAGCACUGAUCUGCAAAAGCGUUUACAUGUAAAUGACCCUGUGUAUGAUGUUUAUUCGGUGGUUGACGUAGAUGCAGACUAUUAUAAGUACUCAAAAGGCCGACCACUGCAGUCUCGUAAUCCAGUUUAUAAGUAUUUUAAAGAUUCUAUAAAUCAAAUACUACAAUUAAAACUACAGAUCGGACUAAAGAAGGAUUGUAAUUUAAAUAAAGAAAUUAACUAUCGUAAUGAACUUGAUACCUAUUCUUUAUCUGUAAAAAGCCUAACUGAUCAAGCGAAAUAUUUCGAUGCAUUUAUAUCGGAGGAUUAUGAAAAAUCUAUUGACUUUUUAUAUAAAUGGGAUAAAGUUAAAUUUCAAGUAGAUUUGAAAAACAAGGAGUUACAGAAUUUAGCGAUUCAAAAAUUUACACUAAAGUCUAGGCUUAUUGGCUUAGAAUAUAAGUUCAGUAUUCAGCUUAAAUACGGCAGAUUUUUGUAUUAUAUUUCGCCGCCAAUAUGGCGUCUUAAUAACAGAGAAUUUGCCAAAUCUGUUGAAAUCGAAGCAAAAGGAUUUGACUAUGGAAAUUCACACGAUGACGAUACAUUUCCAAUAAUAUUUGAGAAAUUGCGUCAAAUAUGCUUCAGCAAUCAAAUCAAACCGGUACUCUAUUUUACGCAGCCUAAAGAUUUAAUGGGAGUUUUUAAUGCUUUGGAAAAACAGCAGCUUCUCUAUUAUACACAUGUAAAUCAUUUAACUCCACUCGCAAAAAUACUCAAAGAAGAAAUAAAGUCACUUAAGGAGGUUAUUUCCCAAGAGUAUGCAGUAGUUGCUAAUUUAAUAAAGAAUUACGAAAAUCUGUUAACAUUUAGCAAAGAUAGAAGUACUGAAUUGGAGCUUAAAUUCUAUAAAAUACUAUUUGGAUCGUUCUACAAUAGUGUCGGUGAUCCGGAUAUCUUAAAAUUAAUUUUACAUUUAGAGUUUUGUUAUGAAAAAGUAUUUCUAGAGAAACCAAUUAAUGCAGACAUAACUGUUUUGGCAAAGUCUAUAGAAAUGUUCUGGAUGGAUUAUUCAAAACGAUUAGAUGAGAUACAGAAUAAUACUGUUAGAAGUGCUAUGUUAAAAUGCGUAGAGGCAGAACGAUCAAAAGCUGAACAAUCAAAACAUGCAGCUCAUGAAUUACGUUUGUUUCAUAGAUUAGAGCAAGAACUUCUCAAGGCUUAUGGAAUGGAUGGCGGAAAUAUGUACAAACCGAUAAAAAAAAGAUCCUAUAGUAACCAAAUUAAACGACGCAUUUCUUCACGUAAGCCUAUGACUGCACCAAAGGAAAGAAAACCUUUAACAGAAGUUGAGAUGGAGUUUUUGUUGCUUUUUACUGACUGGACCGAGACUGAAGAUCCAACUUAUUAUCUCCAAAGUCUCACCAGCGAUGACCACAAAGAUGACGAUAAACUUAAUUUUUGAAGCUUUUGAUAAAAUAAAAUACUCAAUAUAUA